Tigriopus californicus is the source of this 5505-nucleotide messenger RNA. RefSeq names its product toll-like receptor Tollo. Gene Ontology annotation, biological process: signal transduction. Gene Ontology annotation, molecular function: protein binding. The record is from RefSeq and is a predicted model, not a curated record. The coding region runs from base 961 to 5376 and encodes 1471 amino acids. The transcript is spliced from 2 exons. NCBI's taxonomy places the organism in Eukaryota, Metazoa, Arthropoda, Copepoda, Harpacticoida, Harpacticidae.
AUCCCAUCACAACUGUUUUCGAGCGUCCGUCCGUGUCUGUCUAUCUCUCCCUUGUUCGCAAAUCUAUGGCCAAUGAUGUGUCCAUCUGAUCCACUGGCUCGCGCCGAAAAACACUUGUGCAGCGGUGCGCAAACGAACUAUCAUCAAAGAAGAGCAGAUUUAGGCUCUGAAUCCUCUGAAUCCAGUCAUUGAGACGAAGACAUUCUCCAAUAAUUUCUCCUGACUGGGCCAAGAUUCUUUCCUCCAUCUCCAUAUCACCAAUCCUUCCCGCAAAGCUAGACCGGCAACUCCAGGAGUUGACCAAGAUCCGAGGCCUGCUCUUCGGUCGCCUUACCCGCUUCUCACGCGUCAUCCACGGUCACCGCUACACAGCAGCUGAGCUCGAGUGGAGAAUCCUCGUUCUUCUCUCCUUGGUUGGCUUGAUGUGGCGAGGCCGAGGAGCUCGCUUCGAAUGAGAGUGUUCUACAGAACACGGACAAGUAGUUCUCUCCCGCCCAGUGGGAGAACGACGUACGCACGUAUGAGGCUUUUAAGGCCAGUCUGAGCUCGGUCCAACCGAUGGCUGUCCAGCUGUUUCGACUUGAACUUCAGUUCAAUGUGAGACGUCAAGCAGCGUGCGUCGAGCAUCACUUCUAUCAUCUUGGUCGUGGUUUCAUUUAGCUGACGAGAUUCAGGUGGUGGAGGCUCUAUCUCAGUAUCAUCAUCGUCUCAUCGUCCACACACUGUUUGGUAAGGUUAGUGAGGCCUGGAUUAGAUCCAAACUGAAGAACGAGCCGGUUGGAUGAGUUGUAAAGUGGUGGAAAAUGAAAUAGUGAUUCGCCAACGGAAGGGUCUUGACAACAUGAUGACCCCUCGACGACGUGCAUGUGUGAGUGAGCAGUAUUCAUGAUGAAAACGAGACUUGGCAAGGUCUAGUUCUUGGUCUUUAUAGACCCUUCAAAGGCCUACCUUCCAUGCACAAUGAGAAGGAAACGAAGUAAACUCUGGCCUUGGUGGUCAGUAGGCCUUGUGGCGACGUUGUUUGGGAUAUCCAUCCCACCACCCGCCAAUGGGGAACCCAGUUGUUCAUUGGCCGACGACGAGACGUCUAUUGUUUGUCAGAUGAGGACGUUAAACUCGCAGAAUUCGUCCCGAUUUGGUGUGGAGCCGGACUUGGUCACGAUCCGGGUCCGUUGCUCAGAUGUGUUCUUUUAUGAGUCCUUUCUGAAGACAAAUCAUUUCGGAUACUUGCCUAAUCUAAUCAAUCUCGAGCUCGAAUUUUGUAAGAUUCGCAAGGUGCCUUCUUUAGCCUUUUCGGGGCUAAGCAACCUCGAGAGCCUCACGAUUUGUACCCAUAACUCGGAAUGGUCCGCCAUGAUGAUGGAACUGGAAAAGGACGCUUUUACAGGUCUGAACCAACUGAAGCAGCUAAAUCUGACGCAAAACAAUUUGUGGACGCUUCCAGAAUCUGUCUUUUGCUCAUUGGACAGUCUCGAGUCGCUAAACUUGUCGAGCAAUUACUUGCAAGACGUCAUGGAUCUUGGUUUUGCAUCACAAGAUUUACGGUCUUGCCGGCUGCCUCUUGAAACGCUUGAUCUCUCCCACAACAGCCUCACCAUCGUUCCAACCACUGCUUUUGGACAGCUGGUCAGGUUAAAGACCCUUGUUUUAAGUGGAAACAACCUCAAUAUUCUCGAGGACGAAGCUUUCACUGGCCUUGGAACAUUACAAAAGCUGGACUUGGCCAACAACGAAUUGGUGGCUUUGCCGCCCGAUACGUUUCGAGAGAUGAAACACCUGCGCGAGCUUUAUCUUCAAAACAAUUCUCUCACCGCCCUGGCCCCAGGGAUAUUUUCCAAUUUGGAGGGACUCGUGCUCUUGAACCUCUCUCGGAACGAUAUCACCAAUGAUUGGCUCAACUCCGACGCCUUCUCGGCCUUGCAUCAGCUGAGGGCGCUCGAUCUAUCGCACAACCAAUUAACUCGAUUGGACUCGAACCUAUUUCGAGGCAUGUCCUCUCUGAAGAUACUCAAUCUGGAGCACAAUCGGAUCCUCUCGGUGGAGGCCAAUACAUUCCAGCACCAGGCCCAUCAUCUGCAGAUCCUCUAUUUGUCCUACAACCGUUUGGAGAACCUCCAUCCCAAAGCUAUACACAGCCUGCCAUUCCUCAACUCCCUUUCGCUUGAUCAUAACCAAUUGCGGAGUCUGCACAGGAAUGCCUUGAAAAAUUGCUCCACUCUGCAAGACUUGGCGUUGCACAACAACCGCUUGCAAGAUAUUCCCAAAUCGGUCAGAUCAUUGCCACUCCUCCGCACUCUAGACUUGGGAGGAAAUGGCAUCAAAGCGGUGAAGAAUGAUUCCCUGAAAGGACUCUCUCAUCUAUAUGGGCUUCGCCUGGCCCAAAAUGGAUUAGAGCACAUACACCUCGGAGCCUUCAACUCGGUUCCCAAACUUCAAGUACUCAAUCUAGCCAGCAACAAUAUCGAGAAGGAGAAUUUGCAUGAGAAUGUCUUGUUCCCCCUCACCGAGCUGAGAGUUUUGCGUUUGGACAAUAACCACUUGGUGGAUAUCAAUGGCUUGCUUCAAGCUCAAUCCGAGUUACUCUGGCUAAACGUGUCAUCCAAUCGAUUGCAAUGGUUCGAUUAUGCCUCGAUCCCGAAGUCAUUGCGAUGGUUGGACUUGCAUGAGAACCAGUUAGAAGAUCUGGGAAAUUACUUCUCUCUCAAAACUGGCUUCAGCUUGGAUACUCUGGACGCCAGUCAUAAUCGGAUUAGUCGAAUUGGUCCCUUUUCGAUCGUGGACAGUCUCCAGACUGUGUUUUUGAAGGGGAACCAGAUCACGACCAUCGAGGCCAACAGUUUCGGUGAAAAUGCAAAUCUCCGACGAGUCGAUCUGUCAGAAAACGAGAUCAGACACCUCCAAAUCUCCGCCCUAAGUGUCUAUAUGGAGAGCUUCUCAUCUGCAUCAUCAGCAUCAGCAUCCCCUUCAAAGUCGAUAUCUUCAUCUGCGAAAUCAUCAUCAACGCUCGGCGGAACGGAUUCGAGCAAGUCAAACGUCAAUUCGGAAGAUGGAAAAACCUCAUUUAAAGGCGAUCAAGGAGAGCGGGGAGAUCGAGCAAACAAUGUCCAUUUUGAUCAUCAAGCCGAGUUUUUCUUGGCAGGCAAUCCCCUCCUUUGUGAUUGUGAAAUGGAAUGGCUCCAAAAGAUUAACCAGGUCUCGCUGAAGCGAGGCUAUCCCCGGGUCAUGGACCUGGACAACAUUCAAUGUGAGCUCAACAACAAGCAUCCCAACCAGAGUGUGCAGACCCAAGUGCCCAUCUUGAGUGUCCGACCGGAAGAGUUUGUCUGCGAAUACCAAGCCCAUUGCUUCGCUCUGUGCAUGUGCUGUGAUUUUUUUGCCUGUGAUUGCCGAAUGCAAUGCCCGGGUGGAUGCUCUUGUUUCCACGACUCGGCCUGGUCUUCGAACAUCAUUCAGUGCUCGAUGCGAGGUCAUCUCGAGAUUCCUCCGCUCAUUCCCAUGGACGCCACCACGAUCUACUUAGAUGGCAACAAUUUCACAGGCACCCUCGAGAGUCAGGCGUUUAUUGGCCGUAAACGGGUGCUGGCCCUCUAUCUGAAUCACAGUCAAAUUGAAGCCAUCAACAAUCAAACCUUUAACGGGCUGACAGAGUUGGAAGUGCUACACCUGGAAGACAAUUUCAUCGGUCGGUUGGAGGGCUACGAGUUUGGCAAUCUCACCUCGUUGCUAGAGCUCCAUCUGCAAAACAAUCGUCUCAUCUUUAUUCAUGACCAAAGUUUUUCCUCUCUGGUCUCAUUGGAGGUGCUUCAUCUCCACGGGAAUCUCCUCAAGACCUAUCCACUUUGGAGUCUUCAAACAUUGCCCCAGUUGGCCCAUGUGUCAUUGAGCGAGAACCCCUGGAGCUGCGAGUGUGAGUUUGUGCAGCACUUCCAAGAGUUUGCCCGUUCCAGCCGUGUCAUCGCGGAUGUGCAUUUGGUUCAGUGUUAUACGGAUAACCAGAAGGUCUACUUAAACCAGAAUGUCACUUGCUCCGAUGCACUGGCCGUGACCUCGUCCAAUUCACAUUCCAAUUCUAGUGGUGGGGCCUUCUUCAAUGUUGGAGAGAACCAUGGCCUGAUGAAUAUCAUCCCCGUUUUAGUCGGUAUAAUCGCGCUCUGCGUGAUGAUUGUGUGCUCAAGUCUUGUGAUUUUUGUCUUCCGUACUCCCUUGCGAGUUUGGCUCCACUCCAAGUAUGGGAUUCGUGUUUUGGAGCCAUGUCGAAAGUCUUCACAAGAUAAGCCCUACGAUGCCUUCCUAAGCUAUUCUCUUAAGGACGAGGACUUUAUCCAGCAGAUUCUCGUGCCUCAUUUGGAGCAAAGUGAACCCGGCUACAAACUAUGUCUACAGCACAGGGAUCUGCCAAACACGAGCUCCAUUUCCGACACGUUCCCGAGUGUGGCUCAGCUCUGCGCCAAACAUGUCCUCUUGGUCUCUCGGGCCUAUCUGGAAUCCGAAUGGAUCCAUAUCAAGUUCGCCCUUCAGGACUCGCCCAAACUCCUUUUCAAACCUGUGAUCAUUUUGUUGGAGGAACUUACCUCGCUCGACUUGGCAGCUGCCCCCGAAUUCAAUCUCCUUCUCAAGACAGUGGUUGUGCUGCGCUGGAACGAGGCUGGCUUUUGGAACAAACUGCGGUAUUUCCUGCCCGAUAGUUAUAGCAAGUAUAAAUCAAAUAUUAUUUCCCCUGGUGCUAUCGCCUCCCCCUCGUCUCUACAUUGUUCGAAAGCCUCGCCAAGGACAAAUCACCCCUCUUCCUCGUUGGUCCAAUCGUCCGAUUGGUACGAUGCUGUGAUAACUUCCAAUGACUCCUCCACGUCGACGCGGUCCACCAUCAUGGGUGGAUCGCCACGAGACCAGAGCGCCAGUGCCACCGUUCCUGUCCAAGUGGUGGCCAAUCCUAUGAUGAUGGAGCAUUGGGCCCCGUCCGAGGGAUCGGAGAGUGCCUACUCAUGGAAUGACCACACUUACCAAACCAUUCCACAUCCCCAGCAGCAGGACGGUGGUCAGAACUCAACCCGUCAGAAUCAUACCAACCACUCCAGACAAAUCUAUCAUAACUUGGAUGAUAGUGAGCACUUGGGCUCGGUGGAUGUGAUGCUGCCCAAUGGUCGGAUGGUUCCCGCCACGCUCGUCCGGAACCCCAUGGGCAAGAUUGUUCCGGUGGUUCAAGUGGAUACCGUGUCGCCCCGGCAACACAACCACCACACCAACCAUCGACCUCCCACCGAUUUGGAGGAGAAGCAACCGCUUCGUCACCAAGAGGUGACCUUCCCUCGCACGGUGGUCUAUAGACAUCAGAACCAGACUCAGUUUGGCCCGAGUAGCGGUGGUCACCUGGUGUAACCAGAGAAAUGGCUUCCUUCACUUGAUCCUAUCAGUGAAAUGUGGGUUCUCCUUCCUUACUUUUGUCUUGAAGAAAUGGUGGAAACCAUUGUUAAAAUUGCUGGCUGUGUUUUAGUCCCAUACCCCUUC